UGUCGCGCCUGCGCAGUUAAUCGACCCGCGGCGCGUGGUGACUGCCAGUGCCCCGAUAGUCACACUUGAGUCCUGACCGUCCAGGGCGCUUUUCGCUUGUGGACCAUGUCGUGGCUCUUUGGCAUCAACAAGGGCCCCAAGGGCGAAGGCACAGGGCCUCCGUUGCCCUUGCCGCCCGCGCAGCCUGGCGCGGAGGGUGGCGGCGACCGUGUUGCCGGAGACCGGCAAUCGCCCAAGGACAAAUGGAGCAACUUUGACCCGACAGGCCUGGAGCGAGCGGCCAAAGCGGCGCGCGAGUUGGAGCAUUCGCGCCAUGCCAAGGAGGCACUGAGUCUUGCGCAGAUGCAGGAGCAGACACUGCAGCUGGAACAGCAGUCUAAACUCAAGGAGUAUGAAGCUGCUGUAGAGCAGCUGAAGAGUGAACAGAUCCGGGUACAAGCCGAGGAAAGAAGGAAAACGCUGAGUGAAGAGACACGACAGCACCAGGCUAGGGCCCAAUACCAGGAUAAGCUAGCUCGACAACGCUAUGAGGACCAGCUGAAACAGCAGCAACUUCUGAAUGAAGAGAAUUUAAGGAAACAAGAGGAGUCUGUGCAGAAGCAGGAGGCCAUGCGUCGAGCCACUGUGGAGCGAGAGAUGGAGUUGCGGCAUAAGAAUGAGAUGUUGCGGGUAGAAGCUGAGGCCCGAGCACGGGCUAAGGCUGAUCGAGAGAACGCAGACAUAAUCCGAGAACAGAUUCGCCUAAAGGCUGCUGAACACCGCCAGACCAUCUUGGAGUCUAUCAAGACAGCUGGCACCUUGUUUGGUGAAGGAUUCCGUGCCUUUGUGACAGACUGGGACAAAGUGACAGCCACGGUGACUGGAUUGACACUACUGGCUGUUGGAGUCUAUUCUGCUAAGAAUGCUACUGCUGUUGCUGGUCGGUAUAUUGAGGCACGCUUGGGAAAGCCCUCCCUGGUGAGGGAGACCUCCCGCAUCUCAGUGCUGGAGGCACUGAGGCAUCCCAUCCAGGUCAGCAGACGACUGGUCAGCAGACCCCAGGACGCACUGGAGGGUGUCAUCCUCAGUCCUAGCCUGGAGGCACGGGUACGAGAUAUUGCCAUCGCAACAAGAAAUACCAAGAAGAACAAAAGCCUGUAUAGAAAUGUUCUAAUGUAUGGACCACCAGGGACUGGCAAGACACUGUUUGCCAAGAAACUCGCACUGCAUUCAGGCAUGGACUACGCCAUCAUGACAGGCGGGGACGUGGCCCCCAUGGGGCGGGAGGGUGUGACCGCCAUGCACAAGGUCUUCGACUGGGCAAGCACCAGCCGACGAGGCCUCCUGCUCUUUGUGGAUGAAGCAGAUGCCUUCCUCAGGAAGAGAGCAACUGAAAAAAUAAGUGAAGACCUCAGGGCCACUCUGAAUGCAUUCCUACACAGGACAGGACAGCAUAGUAGUAAGUUCAUGCUGGUCCUGGCCAGUAACCAACCUGAGCAGUUUGACUGGGCCAUCAAUGACCGCAUUGACGAGAUGGUCUGCUUUGCCCUGCCACAGCGGGAGGAGCGAGAGCGCCUGGUGAGAAUGUAUUUUGACAAGUAUGUCCUUAAGCCGGCCACAGAAGGAAAGCAACGCUUGAAGGUGGCCCAGUUUGACUAUGGAAAGAAGUGCUCAGAGGUCGCCCAGCUGACGGAGGGGAUGUCAGGCCGGGAGAUUGCUCAGCUUGCUGUGGCAUGGCAGGCCAUGGCAUAUGCCUCUGAGGAUGGGGUCCUCACAGAGGCCAUGAUGGAUUCCCGUGUCCAGGAUGCUGUUCAGCAGCACCAGCAGAAGAUGCAGUGGCUUAAAGUAGAGAGACCCAAUCUUGAGGCGAGCAAGCCACCGUGUCCUUGACUCCUCAACUGCUGAGCUGGACCUGGACACCUUGUACACCUGACCAGGGACAGACUGUCUCUGUGACCACACUAUUCCUCCCUUUUUUCCUGUCUUCUUUGGCCUCUGUAAGAGGCCAACACUGUCCGGAACGCCUUUGCCCAGCUGUGGGAUGCUGGUGGUGUCAGCUUCUCUGGCUCCCGCACCUCCUAGUCUGUUUCUCUCUGCGUGAGUGCUGGCAGAGGAAGGAACACUGCCUCCUGCGCCCAAGUACACUGGUGAGACUUGUCUACAAGCCCAGAUCAGAGAAGAGAGGAAGCAGAGUGCUGUAUCACAGGCCAGUAGCUAUGGCCAUGCCAGCAGGACUGGGACCUGCAGGGACCAGACUAAAGGCAGGAAGAGCCUCUCCUUCCUGGACAUUGCACCUGCCCUGUAUACAUCUGUGCCAAGAACUGGCCCAGUCCUUACUUGAUAAGAGUGGAUCUGGUGCUAGACAGCCCCUGGCCGGUGGCAUCCAGGAUUCAGAGCUGCCACCUUCCCCCUGACUGGACCUUUUAAAUCCAGAAUCUAAUAAAACUGUGACUGAUUUGC
Molecule: messenger RNA, 2439 nt
Organism: Peromyscus eremicus (cactus mouse)
Lineage: Eukaryota; Metazoa; Chordata; Mammalia; Rodentia; Cricetidae
Product: ATPase family AAA domain-containing protein 3
Exons: 16
Coding region: 106-1869 (587 amino acids)
Biological process (GO): mitochondrion organization
Cellular component (GO): mitochondrion
Molecular function (GO): ATP hydrolysis activity; zinc ion binding; ATP binding
Source: RefSeq, a predicted model, not a curated record